GGGGCCAAUAUCUAGGCUAAAGUCUUUUUUAACUUACAGGAUGAGAGAGUUCAGUAGUCUGAGAAUCAUCAACGGGCAGAAAAUCGUUAAAUGCCUGGGCUACUUUUGGGCAUUCAAAAAACCUCUUCUCCCCGCGGUGCUCCACGCGCAGACGGGCCGGGAACAGGAGGGAAAACCUGACUUGCUUCUCGUAGAGGCAGCGUUUCACACUGGCAAAGGAUGCUCUCUUCUUAGCGAUGUUGGUGGUCAUGUCGGGGAAAAAAGUAAACAUUCUGUCCAUGGUAUUUGAGCUGCUCUCUCGUCUCAGAACAUGCUCCUUAUCACUGAAGUAGUGGAAUCGGACAAUGAAUACUCUCGGUCUGGCCCCCCUGCCCUCCUCCGCCGAGCGCGCUGGGCCGAUGCGGUGAGCUCUAUCCAGAAUCGGUGGGGAAGAAAAGAAGCUUGUGCCGAGGACCUCGUGAGAAAGGUAGCCAUGAACUUCACUGGGUCUGCUCCCUCUGUCUUCUCAAUUAUAGAUUAUUGCGACGCGACCGUGAUUCCAAAUCUUCGGUCUUAGCCAUCUGCUGUGUAUUUUCAGACUGCAAACGAGUACAUGUCUCCUCGAGGGCAGUGAUCCGGUCGCUGUGGUCAGACAGGGCUGUCUCCAUGGCGGUUAUCUUCAGGUUGAGCGAGUCGGUGGUCGACUUGACGGCAUCUAAGGCAGCGGAAAUGGGCCUCAAGGCUUCACCCACUACCAUUUUCAUGGUUGUAGUAUGGGUUGUUGUGAGGUCGGAUAGCAGCACAGCGCGGAGCUUGUCGAGGUCCGGCAGGAGCAACCUGGUCUCAAAGGAAUCCGUGAAAUGACUACGGACGAAUAACUCGAAAUCCGUGGACACAUCACGGAAACACGCCGAUUUCCGUGAUGUGGCCACCGACUUCGCUCCAAUGCAAGUUAAUGACACUGAUGUUCCGUGGCUCACACACGGAUCCCCGUUUCAACGAGCGAGUCGACCACGGGGGCUUAACUCAAAACCUGUGGUGGUCUCACUGAAACACUUAAUUUGUCCUUGAUGUGUCCACGGAAGUCGCUCCAAUGCAAGUAAAUGACACUGAUAUUCCGUGGCACACACACAGAUUCCCGUUUAAAUCUGUGUGUGUGCCACAGUUGACCACAGCGGGGGCUUAACUCAAAAUCCGUGGUGGUCUGACGGAAUCACUUCAAUUGUCUGUGAUGUGGCCAUGGAAUUUGUUCCAAUGCAAGUAAAUGACACUGUUAUUCCGUGGCUCAAACACGGAUAUCGGCGAGUUUCCGUGAUGUGGCCACGGAUUUCGAGUUAAGCGUCCGUAGUCAUUUCACGGAUUCCUGUGAGACCAUGUUGGGCAGGAGGGUAUCGUCUCCGCCAUGACAGUGCGACAAUGUGGCUGCCUCUUUCUCCGGCGAAUUCUGCCCUUUCCCUUUCUGCCUGCUGCGGCCAAUCAACGGCAAACAGUCCAUGGUCGCAAUAACCAAGCAAAAAAAAAAGUCAAGUAGUGUGUGGUGCUGAUAUAUGUCAAAUAAUAGUGAACGCUUGGGAGCCCCCGCGCUGCACGUCCUUCUCCUUCACAUGCUUACCCGGAAGUCGUAUGUUUCUUUCCUUAAGAUAAAACACAAUCGUAAAAAAAACUGGAAACAAACCUUAAUGAGAUUUUCCCCUGAAUCUCUCCCCUUUGCCAGUCCAGGAGUAAAAAGACAGUUCAAAGAAAGUCAAAUCUUUUAAUAUUCUUUUCUGGAUUGUUGCAACGCAGUUCAUUUGACCCAACCUGACCCAACUAAUAACUCAUCAGCAGGGUAGAACUUAGGCCCCGUUGACACGAGGACGCUUGCGGGUAAAAACGACAAAAUAUUUUAUCGGAAGUGCCUUUCCUUCAGACGGUGACAGCGUUUUUGGGGCUUAAAAACGCAAAAAUCUGAAACCACCCUCCAGAGUGGAAAACUUGAAUACGCUCCGCCGUAGUGUUUCCGUCUACACUGCCAAGACGCAAAACUCUGCUCAGAUCUGCUCAGGUCCCGUACGCGUUUACGUCACAUGCAUGCGCCAGUACAGGGAAAGAAACAAACAUGACAUGCCUGACAUCUGUCCCGGACCGUCAAGUCGUUAACUGCCAGGAAGGUCAGGCCCAGCCCCCUGGACCUCAAAGCACAGAGGCUCCUGGGUCUCCUGAGGAGGACUCCGGCUCAGAGUGUCCAGGAUGCCAGGCCAUGGGUGCCCUGGUGCUUCCCUGUGGGCACAGGCUCUGCACAGCUUGCGUCCAACUCAGCAGCGGGGGCCGGGGGGAGAUGGGCCCCGGCUGCUGCACCGUUUGCUACGGGACCCAGCUGAUGGACUCGGUUCUCCACACCCUGCUGGAGGUCCUGUUCCAGGGCCAGUCCAGGAGGCCCCCGGAGGGAGGAGGAGAUGGGAAGAAGGCCGCUGUGGAAGCAGGGGACUCGGGUAGGGCCGGUGUGGAGGAACUCUGCUCACGGCACGGCCAGCUUUGCACCAUGUUCUGCUUGGAGGAAGAGGAGCCACUCUGUGAGGAGUGUGUUGAGGAGGAACACGACCAUCAUCACUGCUGCUCCUUACAGGAGGCCGUCAGGGCUUGCAAGAGCGAGUUGCAAUCUUCUCUUCAAUCCCUAAGAGGGCAGCGGGAGACUCUGAAGUCCAUUAGGGAUUCCUGUCAGGACACUGCUAAUUAUGUCAAGAACCAGUUAGUGCGCACGUCACAAGUGCUGCGGGAGGAGUUUGAGAAGAUGCACCAGUUCUUGCGGGACAGAGAGGCAGCUGCCAUGACAUCCCUGAGAAGGGAAGAGGAGGAGAAGAGUCUGCGGAUUGCUGAGAAGAUGGAGAAACUUACAGACGGCAUCGACGAACUGAAAGACGCAAUGCAACAGACGGAGGAGGCCAUGGUGUUGGAAAACCAUGUCUUCCUGAAGAACUACAAGAGGGCUUCUGAAAGGGCUGGGUACAGAAUAGCUGAGCCAGAAGAGGAGUUAGGAUCGCUGCUGGAUGUGGCCAACCACCAGGGUUGUCUUCACUUCCAUGUCUGGGAAAAGAUGCUGGACACCUUUGAAUAUGUCCCAGUGACUCUGGACCCCAACACAGCCUCUGCCUGGCUGAGCAUUUCCCCAGACCUGGCCAGCGUGUGUGCUUGCGAGGAGACUCACACGCUUCCAGUUCCGGCCAACCGGGAGAGAUUCGUGGGGCCGAGGGCCGUCCUGGGCUCCGAGGCCUUUGAGGCCGGGAGACACAGCUGGGAGGUUGAGGUGGGCGACAACACCUGCUGGUCCCUGGGAGUAGCCAGAGAGAACAUCAGCCGCAGGAAGGACUCCUGGCCAGGAGGAUUGGAGCCAGGUGGGGAGGACAGUGUGGCUGGCCUCGGCGUCAGUGAACGCUGGGUGCUUUCCCUCUCCGAUGGCCAUUAUCGUGCCGUUCCCAGCCAUGGUGGCGGACCGAUCGGGCUGAGACGGAGGCCCCGUCGAGUCACGGUUCAGCUGGACUGGGAGAGGGGUUGCCUGACGCUGUCGGAUGCAGCGGACAACAGCCUGAUUCACCGCUUCAAGCAGCAGUGGAGCGGCCCGCUACGGCCCUACCUCUCCACCACGUGUGCCAAACAUCCGCUGCGUAUCAAUGCCAGGAAGGUGACAGUGAUCGCAGACUAGGACGUCCUGUUCAGAAGGCUGUCGUUGAUGUCCAGAGUACACUGGGUAAACACACCAACAGGGUUUCUCUUCAGGAAUUAACCAUUCAAGUGUUCCUCAGAGGCUUUGUCUCUUGACGGUCAACAAAUAUGGUUAUGAAAGUGUGAAUACCACAAUAUAAAUCCCAUUUAGUGGUUAAGGUUAUUUGGAUUGAAUAAAAGUAUGUACAUAGGCCGGUAUUUUAGAAAGGUACACAUUUAAAUAUGAACCCAAUAGGUAGUUAGCUUUAAAAAACGAUAUAUACGGUUGUUUCACACUUACAGACUUUUAACCUUGUGUCUGUGUAGAUUAAGAUAAGAAUUUUAUUUCAUCCCAUGCAUGAACAUUCACUUGUUACAGCAGCCCAUGGAAUAUAGAAAGUAUUGCUGUAUAGAAAUACAGCAAUACAUGCAUAUAUACAUCAAAUAAAAUAAAAAUCACCCAAUGAUUACAAUGUCAUGCCAAAAGGGCAUAAAUGUACACCCCUGGGUUUUUCAAGAUAAAUUAGGCUAAGAGGUCCUACACUACAUAAUAAAUACUUAAUUACACAUGGAAACAGCGGUUUACAGCAUAAAAAAUUACAGAUGCAACAAUAUUGUUAUAAAAAGUCCUUAAAAGAGGCCUACACACUGACUUUUUUUUGACGACUUUUGCCCUUCUCUGUAAUCUAGGGCCUUCUUUGGCCCUAGAUUACAGCAUGUUGUGAAUUUACAAUGAUUAUUCUGUUUGUGGUCAGUAUGUUUAUCAGUCUAAUUCUGCUGGGUUUACACUGUGGGUGCAUAGCAAUUAAAUAGUUUUCCACCUCCAUCUCAUCCAUCUCUUUGGGUCUCGCCAUGCUGACGGGAAACACUGUUCACUCUUGCGCAGUCUCUCCGAGUGAGUAUCAUAUGAUCUGGCAUUACUAUGUAAACACAUUGCUCUACAAAUACACAACCCACACCACACCAAUGCCAUCGACCUUCUUCCUAAAAUAGAGAAAGCAACAGUGACUCAACACAAAACCAGAGUGGACCCCCUACUGCUUUCGUGUAGUGGUUUGUAUUGGCAUCGAUAAUAGACACAUUUAUCCGAUGACUGCAAAUGUCUUCGUUUUUCAAACCAUCUCAUGUGGGCUGAAUUAUUCAGAGACGGCAGAAUCCAUUGAAUAUCCAAUAACAAGAAUAGUGUUGAUAAUAAUUAAAAUAUUGAAAACAAUAAUAAUUACAUUACAAAGGUAGAAAGUGUAAGUGGAAAGUCUCGUGUACAAAAGGCUUUGGAGCAAAUGUCCCAUAUUUGCAAUACAAGAGGCUGCAGUUUCCGGACCGCAGUUUCAAUUUCAAUGGCCAUCGUCUUUCUAUUUAUUUAAAGGGAUGAUGUAAUACAUUUUCGUCUUUUCCCUUUGUUUCAGACUGUUAGAUGAUGUACAUAUACCUGUUGUACGUCAACCAAGCUAGAAAACCCGCUCCUCAAUAAGUGCGUGAAUCAGCUUGAACUUGCGUCAGACUGUGCAGUGGGCGGUGUUGAAGUGAAGAAGUCCUGCCUCCCAGCUACCCGAAAUGUUUACAACUUCUCGGGGAUGUGGAUUUGCUGACACAUGCACAAAGCAUUCGCCCAAUACUUAAAGCGACAUAAUACAAAUCAGACCGUUUUUGAAAGACGCUGAAAUUGGUUUUGCAAAAAUGAACAGUGUUCGAAUAAUACGAGGUAUUUAUUAUACAGACAUGUAACCCUAUUUUAGUAGUUCCCCCAAAUGCAAUUAUUACUGACAAACCGUCCACUUCUGCCACCUAGUGGGGGCCAGUCUCAUCCAUUCAUCUCCCACACACCUGCCCGCAAUCCUCAUCAGCUCCCAGUAUCAGCCCCGGACAAUCAUCACCAGAUCGUAAUAGACUGAACAGUUCAUAUAGCUUCUUGGCCCCAUCAGUUUAAUCCUACUUGUAAGAAUGAUCCUGUCCCACCAACCUAACCCGUGCUUCCUUGUUCCCCAGUUCCAUGCUCCUCAGUCAGGACUUAGCUUGACCUGUUCCGGAUUCCCCCCAUUCUCCAGCGCCCCGGAUUCUCAAUAAAUUCCUCUGUACCGUCAA
Molecule: messenger RNA, 5739 nt
Organism: Gadus macrocephalus (Pacific cod)
Lineage: Eukaryota; Metazoa; Chordata; Actinopteri; Gadiformes; Gadidae
Product: E3 ubiquitin-protein ligase TRIM35-like
Exons: 7
Coding region: 2078-3658 (526 amino acids)
Molecular function (GO): zinc ion binding; protein binding
Source: RefSeq, a predicted model, not a curated record